UCACAUUAAAUCUAGUUGAUCUCCAAUACUUGGAUAGGGAAGGCUAGUUUUAUUUAUUCAGUUAUGUGUCUUGAUAAUGAAAGAGUUAAUUAUUUGUGGCCGAUGAGAAAUAUGAUGGAAUGUUUCUUCAGUGGAGCCCCUGCUUUGCUCAGUAAUUGCUUUAAGGACCGACCCCUUUCACUCGGAAACGUAAGGGCUGACCGUCUUUUGGUAUAGAUGAAAGGUUUCUGAUCACAUGUUUAAUUAAAAUACCAUGAGCCGUCUAUUACAUGUUAAUUGAAGGCAUUCUGAAGACUCAGAGGAGAACACAUUUCCAGCAGACACACACUAACCCAAGAGACAACAAUGGCAAACAAUGUAGGAGAACCUGCUGGACAGCAGACGGAGAUGGACAAGCCUUGUAUCAGGGAAUGCAAGAUAACAAAACGGACAUGCUGUUCACAACUUAAGAUGUUUUUAGUGGCCCUGUCCUUUGUCUACUUUGCUAAAGCACUGUCAGGGACCUACAUGAAAAGCUCCAUCACACAGAUAGAGAGACGUUUUGAUCUCUCCAGCUCUUACAUUGGUCUCAUUGAUGGCGGCUUUGAAAUGGGUAACUUGCUGUUCCUUGCUGUUGUAAGUCACUUUGGAGUCAAAUUUCACCGACCAAAACUGAUAGGAGCUGGUUGUCUGCUGAUGUGUCUGGGAUCCUGUUUAACUGGAAUGCCUCACUUUUUUAUGGGCCGCUAUAAAUAUGAAACAGUAAUUAGAACUUCAGUCAGCGUCACCAGAAAUACCUCGCCGUGUCUACCCUACCAGAACCAGUCUGGGGGUGCUGUGGUACCAGGGAAGUCUUUAGAGGGUUUGAACGCAGGCUGUAAGAAGGAAGCAGGCUCCUACAUGUGGGUUUAUGUGUUCCUGGGAAAUGCUUUACGUGGAAUAGGGGAAACACCUGUUAUGCCUUUGGGGAUUUCAUAUAUUGAUGAUUUUGCGAAAGCAGAGAAUUCUGCUUUCUACAUUGCUUGCCUACAAACAGUCUCACUCCUCGGCCCGAUGUUUGGCUUUCUGCUUGGAUCAUUAUGCGCAAAACUGUAUGUUGACAUAGGAUUUGUGGAUCUUGAAAGUGUGACCAUAACCCCCAGGGAUGCCCGCUGGGUGGGAGCCUGGUGGCUUGGAUUCCUUGUAUCCGCAGUCAUCAUGCUGUUCGCCAGUUUCCCAUUCUGGUUCUUCCCAAAGUCUCUUCCAAAACAAGGGGAAGACAAAAUGGAACAGUUGGAAUGUCUCAAAGAACGACUCCGGGAAACAACAAAUGCAAGACCUCUCCCAUUAAAACUGGCUGACAUUGCAAAAGCUUUUCUUCCGUCGCUGAAAAAGCUGUUGUGUACUCCAGCAUACUUCUUACUUUUAUGUGGGAGCAUCCUAAAGUUCAAUUCCUUCAUUGGCUUAGUGACCUUCAAACCAAAAUAUAUGGAGCAGCAGUUUGGACAAUCUGCAUCCAAAGCUAACUUCUUAAUAGGAGUACUUAAUUUACCUGCAGUUGCUAUUGGGAUUUUCAUCGGUGGAUUUCUCAUGAAAAAGUACAAGCUCGGUGUGGUUGAGGGUGCUCAGCUGUCAUUCGGAACCUCUUUCGUGUCUUUCCUUCUAUUGAUGACUCAGUUUGGAAUAAAGUGCGAGAACUCCAAGGUAGCUGGGUUUACGGUAUCGUAUACUGGAACAAGCCAGAUCUCAUACAAUGAAAAAACGCUACUCUCGGCUUGUAACAGCGGCUGCACUUGCUCACUGAAGCAAUGGGACCCUGUGUGUGCAGACAGUGGGGUUACGUAUGUGUCUCCAUGCCUUGCUGGCUGUAAAGAGACAACAGGAUUUGGAAAAACUACAGUCUUUCACAAUUGCAGUUGUGUGGCAUUUUCAGCUCCUCCAUCUGAAAAUAUCUCAGUCAUACUUGGUCAAUGCCCAAGGAAAGAUGACUGCAGGAGAAGCUUCAUCUACUACAUGGCCGUGUCAGUCAUAGGUUCCUUUAUAAGUGCCCUGGGGGCCACGCCGGGAUACAUUGUGACAAUCAGAUGCAUCAAACCGGAACUGAAGUCCUUGGCUGUAGGAAUUCAGUCUUUGGUUACAAGAACCCUGGGUGGCAUCCCGGCCCCAGUGUAUUUUGGAAUACUGAUUGAUUCCACCUGCUUGAAAUGGGGCAGCAAGAAGUGUGGUGGCAGAGGAGCUUGCAGGAUGUAUAAUUCAGAUGCAUACAGGCUCAUUUACCUGGGGUUGAUCACUGCUUUGAGUGGCUCAUCCUAUUUCUUCAUGAUUGCUGUCAUUCUGUUGUUGAGGAAACAGUUCAAGCGCGUGGAGAAGAAGACCCAAGAUGAUGCAGACGGGCACACUGAGAUCGAAUUCACCCACGUGGACGAAGCUGAGUUAAACCAUGACAUGAAACUGAUGGACUGCCUGCACGAAGCAGGAGCCAGUCCAGAGUAACACAGGAUCAACACGCAUCUGAAAUACAAUAGAGUCACCCAGCAGGGGCAGGAUUGAGCACUAUGCAGAACUUUAAAGAGACCACAAUUAUAGAGCCCAUUAAGUUGAAAUACUAAUGUGAAAGGGU
Polyodon spathula (Mississippi paddlefish) is the source of this 2578-nucleotide messenger RNA. RefSeq names its product solute carrier organic anion transporter family member 1C1-like. The record is from RefSeq and is a predicted model, not a curated record. The transcript has 15 exons. Lineage: Eukaryota; Metazoa; Chordata; Actinopteri; Acipenseriformes; Polyodontidae. Bases 346 to 2451 code for a protein of 701 amino acids. Gene Ontology annotation, biological process: sodium-independent organic anion transport; transmembrane transport. Gene Ontology annotation, cellular component: membrane. Gene Ontology annotation, molecular function: protein binding.